CCAAUGGUAUCCACCUAAAAAGAAAUUAAACUGUUGGAGUUUAUGAGCUGACCUAGGUUACUUUCCUUCAUCCUCAUUAUUCGAUCAUGAAGAUUGUCUCGUUCAUUACAUCUAUGCAUAGUCUGAGUUGGCUGCCACUCAAUUCAUAUAUUGUAUAUUAUUUUUCUUUCUUCGAAUUUUCAUUUUCAUUUUCAUUUUUAUUUUUGGGAAGACGGGCUGACUAGGAUUGGGAACUAAGAUUUACUUUCUCAAAACCCCAGAAAAGGAAAAUUGAACAUAUGUUUCUUAGAUUUACUUUCUCAAUUCAGCUUGUUGGGAUCUAGAUGUAUUGAUUGGGCUGGUGAUGACCUGAUGGGUACAACAUCAUCUAACCAUGUUCUUUAAAAUUUAGAGUUCAAUACUUUUAAUUUCAUCCCCUUUUCCUUUUUCAUCUAUAUGCAUUUUUUUAAAAUCAUUCGUGACGUAAUUUGCGGAGAAGGACGUUAAUCGAUCUAAAAGAUGAUUCCUAGCUUCAUCUUCUGAUUGAGAGUAUCAAACUUGAAAACAACUUUUUUCUUUAUGAUUCCUUGAUUUAAAUGAAUGAUGCGCUCAACUUUAGGACAUGCCAAAGUGAACUACUUUAAUGUGUUUUGAUCACUAGCAUGAAUUGAUAAUAGUUUUCUCUUUUCAUCGCGUGAACCGAGUUAUCAAACAUCAAAGGUUCGAAUUGUCUGAAUGAUAUGAACAGGGUAUCAAAAGUAGACCUCUUUCAAGUUGCUCAGAAGUUUCUUUCUCCAUAAUUAUGCAUAAAGUUAUUCAUAUCUGAUAUUCAUAUCUGAUAUUCAUACAUGCGUUGUUACACAAUAAUGUUUUCACCCCAUCAACUAUUUUAUCACACCAUUCUCUUCAUUGCAACACAAACAUUAUAUAAAUAAAAUUUCUGUUAGACUCUUGGAGAUAUGCCUUUUUUCUACAAAAUCAUUCAGGUGUCCUUAUUCAAUAAUUUUAGCCUAUGUAAUAAAUGGCUUAUGACAUAGUACGGGAGCUUCUAUGACAUAUAUAUACAGAGAGUUUAAUAUUCUUUUAUUAUUUGUUAUAUUUUAAAAUAUAAAUUAAGUUUCAGUGAUGACACCCCACCACAUUCUCUUUUUCAAAAACCAGAAAUAAAAAAAUAAAGGUACACUCAGCAUGCACAUUGUAUCAAUUUAUUCUUGCCCAUGAUUGGUAUCUAUAAUAUGGUCUAAGAUUAUAUCCUUUCAUCCAAAUCUGAUUCAUCAGCUUCCCUGGUGGACUCGGUUUGUUAAUAAACAAAAAAAAAACAAAGGAAAAGCUAAAGGCAGUGGUGCUACUAGGCUCAAAAACCGACAGAACACAAAUAAAAGAAAAUUUAACUGGGUUAUGAAACGGUCCAUGGUUAAACAUUUCUAUCCAAACACUGCUUUUGCUUUUGCUUUUUAAAAGCUAAAGAUGACACCAAAGUAGUGUGUAUGUGUGUGUGUUUGUGUGGGAGAAAAGAAGAGAGGGAAAAGAGAAGAGGACAUAGGAUGCUGCAACACUGUUACCUCUGAGCUCCUUAACAUUACAUACACUCACACAACACUCUCUCUCUAUCUCACUAUCGCCUACUUCAUAUUCAUAUUCACUUAUUCCGUAGAAUAACUCUAUGAUAUUCCAUCUGCACAACCUUAACCUCUAAGCUAGUUAUCCCACAAAUGGGAACUCCAACUCCAACUCCAACAACAACAACAACUCUUAGCCUUGUACUUAUUCUCCUCCUUUUGUGCUUAGUAUGGCCUUGUUCUUCUGCUUCUUCUCUUCCCAUGUCUCUUAGAAGGCAAGCCUCUAUCUUGGUUUCCCUUAAGCAAGAUUUUGAGGCCAACACUGAAUCCUUGAGCACAUGGGACAUGUCUAACUACAUGUCCGUUUGCACUUGGAAGGGCAUUGAGUGUGACCAAAAGAACAGGUCAGUGGUGUCAUUGGACAUAUCCAACCUCAACCUUUCUGGCACACUUUCACCAGCCAUCACAGGACUCAGGAGCCUUGUGAGUCUUUCACUUGAAGGGAAUGGCUUCUCGGGAGGGUUUCCUAGUGAUGUUCACAGGCUAGAAGGGUUGAGAUUCCUCAACAUAUCUGUCAACAUGUUCAGUGGGGGCAUGAGUUGGGAAUUCUCUCAUUUGAGAGAGCUUGAGGUGCUUGAUGCUUAUGACAAUGAGUUCAAUUGCUCACUCCCUCUUGGUGUGAUUGAGCUACCUAAGCUUAAUUCCUUGAAUUUUGGCGGGAAUUAUUUUUAUGGUGAAAUCCCUCCAAGUUAUGGAGACAUGGUGCAGCUCAACUUUCUGUCUCUUGCAGGGAAUGAUUUGAGGGGGGUCAUACCAGCUGAGCUUGGAAACCUCACUAACCUGACACAGCUUUUCUUGGGAUACUAUAAUCAGUUUGAUGGUGGAAUCCCUCCUCAGUUUGGUAAGUUGGUUAAUUUGGUUCAUCUUGACCUUGCAAACUGUGGCUUGACAGGUACAAUUCCACCUGAGUUGGGAAACCUCAAGAAAUUGGACACUCUCUUUUUGCAAACUAACCAGCUCAGUGGCUCAAUCCCUCCCCAAAUUGGCAACAUGAGUGGCCUCAAGUGUCUUGAUCUAUCAAACAAUGAGCUAACAGGAGACAUUCCAAAUGAGUUCUCAGGCCUUCAUGAGCUCACCCUCUUAAACCUGUUCAUCAACAGGUUGCAUGGUGAAAUUCCACCUUUCAUUGCUGAGCUACCGAAGUUGGAAGUGUUGAAGCUUUGGCAGAACAACUUCACAGGUACAAUUCCUUCUAAGCUUGGCCAGAAUGGUAAGUUGGCUGAGCUUGACCUGUCAACAAACAAGCUCACUGGAUUAGUGCCUAAAUCUCUAUGCCUUGGAAGGAGACUGAGGAUUUUGAUCCUUCUCAACAAUUUUCUCUUUGGAUCUUUACCUGCUGAUCUUGGCCAAUGCUACUCCCUCCAAAGAGUUCGUUUGGGGCAGAACUACUUGACAGGACCAAUACCAAAUGGUUUCCUCUACUUGCCUGAACUGUCCCUUUUGGAAUUACAGAACAAUUACCUCAGUGGUUGGCUUCCACAAGAAACAAGCACUACACCCUCCAAACUUGGACAGUUGAAUCUAUCAAACAACCGCUUAUCAGGGUCUCUACCAGCCUCCAUUGGAAACUUCCCCAACAUGCAAAUUCUGCUGCUUCAUGGAAACAGAAUCUCAGGAGAAAUCCCUCCAGAUAUAGGGAGGUUGAAAAAUAUACUCAAAUUGGAUAUGAGUGUCAACAACUUUUCAGGCAGCAUUCCUCCUGAGAUAGGUAACUGUUUGUUGCUCACGUAUUUAGAUUUGAGCCAAAACCAACUAUCAGGCCCUAUUCCGGUUCAGGUUUCCCAAAUUCACAUUCUAAACUAUCUCAAUGUCUCAUGGAACCACCUAAACCAAAGUCUCCCCAAGGAACUUGGGGCCAUCAAGGGCUUGACUUCAGCAGAUUUUUCUCACAAUGACUUCUCUGGCUCAAUACCAGAGGAGGGGCAAUUCUCAGUGUUUAACUAUACAUCCUUCAUGGGAAAUCCUCAGCUCUGUGGAUAUGAGUUGAAUCCAUGUAACCAUUCUUCAAAUGCAGUGUUGGAGUCUCAAGACAGUGGCAGUGCAAAACCUGGAGUUCCAGGUAAGUACAAGCUUCUCUUUGCAGUGGCACUUUUGGCUUGUUCAUUGGCAUUUGCAACCUUGGCCUUUAUCAAGAGCAGAAAGCAAAGGAGGCACUCCAAUUCAUGGAAGCUCACAGCAUUUCAGAAUCUGGAGUAUGGAAGUGAAGACAUCAUAGGGUGCAUAAAGGAAAGCAAUGUCAUAGGAAGGGGAGGGGCUGGUGUUGUAUACCAUGGAACCAUGCCUAAUGGAGAGCAAGUAGCUGUGAAGAAGCUUUUGGGAAUCAACAAAGGGUGUUCUCAUGAUAAUGGCCUCUCUGCAGAAAUAAGGACGCUGGGAAGGAUCAGGCACAGGUACAUUGUGAGGUUGCUGGCAUUUUGCUCAAAUAGAGAGACCAAUUUACUUGUUUAUGAGUACAUGACAAAUGGAAGCUUGGGAGAGGUUUUGCAUGGGAAAAGGGGAGAGUUUCUCAAGUGGGAUACUAGGCUGAAAAUAGCAAUAGAAGCUGCAAAAGGGCUUUGCUAUCUGCAUCAUGAUUGCUCCCCUCUCAUAAUCCACAGAGAUGUUAAGUCAAACAACAUAUUGUUGAACUCUGAAUUUGAGGCUCAUGUUGCUGAUUUUGGACUUGCCAAGUUCUUGCAAGAUACUGGGACAUCAGAGUGUAUGUCUUCCAUUGCUGGUUCUUAUGGUUACAUAGCUCCAGAAUAUGCAUACACAUUAAAAGUUGAUGAGAAAAGUGAUGUGUAUAGCUUUGGAGUGGUGCUGCUAGAACUAUUGACUGGAAGAAGACCAGUAGGGAAUUUUGGUGAAGAGGGACUAGACAUAGUUCAAUGGACCAAGUUGCAAACAAAUUGGAGCAAAGACAGAGUGGUUAAGAUUCUUGAUGAGAGGCUAUGUCACAUUCCCUUAGAUGAAGCAAAGCAGGUAUACUUUGUGGCCAUGCUGUGUGUUCAGGAACAAAGCGUGGAAAGACCAACCAUGAGGGAAGUGGUGGAAAUGCUUGCACAAGCAAAGCAACCAAACGCAUUUCAAAAGCAGUGAUCUACUACCAAAGAACCAAAGGAAAAGUUAAAGAACAAAUAAAGAAAAAAAGCUGAGUCUACACAUGUGCCUUGCAUGUGUUGAUGUUGUCGGUUGGUAAAGAUGUCAAUUUUCCUAACUAGUUUGUCAUUUGAGUUUUAAAGGGGGUUUUGUUUUUGUUGUUUUUUUUUCUUUUCCCUUUGUUAAUUAACACUUAGAUGUGGGAACAAGUGACAUGCAUAUGUUGUAGGCAUAGUGGGGAAUUUACUAUAGUUGGAGAAUGAUGGUAAAGGUGAAAGGAAUUAAUGUUGAUAGUACCUGAGAAGUCUUUGUACAAUACAUGGGGAUUGGAGUUAGAUUCCUUGGCUUUCGUUUACUACUUGCUUGUAAUAUUUCAGGAAUUAUUUGAUAUUUAUCACCUACAUAAUCAAAUCUAUAACAUGUCAGAUCAGAGUACAA
Molecule: messenger RNA, 5114 nt
Organism: Cajanus cajan (pigeon pea)
Lineage: Eukaryota; Viridiplantae; Streptophyta; Magnoliopsida; Fabales; Fabaceae
Biological process (GO): protein phosphorylation
Molecular function (GO): protein kinase activity; receptor serine/threonine kinase binding; ATP binding
Source: RefSeq, a predicted model, not a curated record